Stylonychia lemnae is the source of this 552-nucleotide messenger RNA. The record is from the annotation of a GenBank genome assembly. NCBI's taxonomy places the organism in Eukaryota, Ciliophora, Spirotrichea, Sporadotrichida, Oxytrichidae.
AUGCAAGGCGGACACUACCCACCAGGAGGACCAGGAUAUCCUCCACAAGGUUAAUACCCACCACCAGGAUAAUACCCACCACAAGGAAUGGCACCUCCAGGAUAUAUGCCACCAGGUGGAAUGGCUCCCCCAGGUUACAUGCCUCCAGGCGGUAUGGCUCCUCCAGGUUACAUGCCACCCGGUGGAAUGGCACCUCCAGGUUAUUAUCCACCACCAGGUCACAUGCCUCCUCCAGGAUAUAUGCCUCCUCCAGGUUAUUACCCACCAGCAGGACAUAUGCCACCAGGCGGCCAUAUUCAAGUUCACGGAGGUGGUCAUCAUGUUGCUCCAAUCCACGGAGGUCAUCAUGGUGCUCCAAUCCAUGGUGGUCAUCACGGAGGACACAUGCCUCAUAAAAUUCACAAUCCUCACUGUCACAAGUGCCAUGGUUCAGGUUGGAACACUCAUAAAAACAAGGCAUGUGGAAAAUGCGUCUGCAAGAAAUGCGGAGGUUCAGGCUGGAACUCUCAUAAAAAUAAGGCAUGCACAAAGAUGAAGGUCAAACAUCACUGA